AUGAAGAUGAUAUUGUUCCGUAAAUUCAGAGUGCUGAUACUCAUGGUGUUUUUGGUAGCGUGCACCAUGCACAUCAUGAUAGACCUGUUACCCAAACUAGAGAAGCGGGCGGCGGACAGCGCGGACGGCGGCUGUCAGUGCGCCCACCACCCGGCCGCGGAGUCGCAGGGCUGGGGGAAGCAACGCGCCAUGUCCGCGGCGGAACCGGGCUGGCCUAACAAGCACACGCUGAGGAUCCUGCAGGACUUCAGCAACGAGCCGAGCUCCAACCUCACGUCGCAUUCCCUGGAAAAGAUCCCGGCGGCCGGGGACCGAGCGGAGUCCUUCAGGCGGAUGAGACCGUCAGCGGGGAAGGCGGAAGACCACAAGCCGCUCAUGGGAGACGCCGCCGGGGGUCGGACCGUCCCCGGCCGCGCUGUGUCCCGCCUGGCUGCUCUGUUUGAGCAUCCUCUUUACAAGGUGGACCUUCCUCCGCUCAGUAACGACGACUCGCUGUUCAACGUCAACACCGACAUCAAGUUGUAUCCAAAAGCAACCGGGAGCCACGGAUGGUAAGCUGAAGGAAAUGAGUACCUUCCAACGGGAGAGGUGACCGCAGAAUCUUCUCCUAACUGGUUACGCUUUCACAUCGGCAUCAACCGCUACGAGUUGUACUCCAGACACAGUCUUGCGCUGGACGCCCUCCUGAAGGACCUGGUGACCCAGAGGAUCACCAGCGUGGCCAUGAAAUCGGGAGGCACCCAGCUGAAGUUGAUCAUAACGUUCCAGAACUAUGGACAAGCUCUGUUCAAGCCCAUGAAGCAGACUCGGGAGCAGGAAACUCCUCCAGAUUUCUUCUACUUCUCCGACUUUGAGAGGCACAACGCUGAGAUUGCUGCUUUUCACUUGGACAGGAUCCUCGACUUCCGGCGAGUGCCCCCCGUGGCAGGCCGACUUGUCAACAUGACGAGGGAGAUCAGGGAUGUGACGCGGGAUAAGAAGCUGUGGAAGACCUUCUUCAUCUCACCAGCCAACAACAUCUGCUUCUACGGCGAGUGCUCGUACUACUGCUCCACUGAGCAUGCUCUGUGCGGUAAACCGGACCAGAUCGAAGGCUCGCUGGCGGCCUUCCUGCCGGACCUGAACCUGGCCAAACGCAAGACAUGGAGGAACCCCUGGAGGCGCUCCUACCACAAACGCAAGAAAGCAGAGUGGGAGGUGGACCAAGAUUACUGUGACGAGGUUAAGCAGACUCCUCCGUAUGACCGAGGCACUCGACUGCUGGAUGUCAUGGACAUGACCAUCUUUGACUUCUUAAUGGGUAACAUGGAUCGACAUCAUUAUGAAACUUUUGAGAAAUUUGGAAAUGACACCUUCAUUAUUCACCUAGACAACGGAAGAGGUUUUGGAAAGCACUCCCAUGAUGAGCUGUCCAUCCUGGUGCCUGUCAGCCAGUGCUGCAGGGUGAGGAAAUCGACGUACCUGCGUCUCCAGCUGCUGGCCAAAGAGGAGUACCAGCUGAGCUCCCUGAUGGAGGAGUCCCUGAUCCGGGACCGACUGUCCCCGAUCCUCAUCCAGCGGCACCUCCACGCCUUGGACCGCAGGCUCCGGCUGGUGCUGCAGGUCCUGGCAGGCUGCAUAGAGAAAGAAGGUUAUGGUAACGUGGUGGAGGAAGAUCUCGUCGGGGACUCGGCCACCCACAGGAGCCCAGGCCACAGGUAGUGAGGGCGACACUCUCAGGUGACCGAAACCACCAUUGACACGUGAACAAUGGACCAAGUCUG
Molecule: messenger RNA, 1763 nt
Organism: Cyclopterus lumpus (lumpfish)
Lineage: Eukaryota; Metazoa; Chordata; Actinopteri; Perciformes; Cyclopteridae
Gene: fam20ca
Product: FAM20C golgi associated secretory pathway kinase a
Exons: 10
Biological process (GO): protein phosphorylation
Cellular component (GO): Golgi apparatus
Molecular function (GO): protein serine/threonine kinase activity
Source: RefSeq, a predicted model, not a curated record